UAGCGACUGUAUGGAAUGGAAGCUGAAGAACGACAAAAACAAACAAACAAAAAAAAAAACACCAAAAAAUUUCCCCUGAUGUACAGAAAUCUUGGGGUGGGUGGGGCUAUCAUUUAAAUGUUGAGGAAUUUUUUUGCUGUCGUUUGCAAAUUCUCGUAAGUUUUUUUUUUUUGCAUGAGAUUGAGGCGAGGCGCCAGCGGGAAAUCAUUCUGACGACGACAGAAGUCGAGCGUCCGGUUUCACGACGGCAAAGGCGACGCGGGCGUCGAAACGGGCUGCCGCUCGCCCGUCGUGUCCCAGGCGGGACGGACGUGGGAAGCGCAGCCCGGCCCAUCUUAUUCAAGGGUCCCUCCGGUCAUUUGGCUCGACGCGUCACGAGCGCCGCCGACGUCAGCCUCGGCACUUUGUUAAGUCGACAGCCUCGCGCCCGGGCAUCGUGUUACCGGCGGCCGCUUUCCCUCCGUCCCACGGGAGAAAUGAGGACAAACGCCGGCCUAGAUUCCGAGCGCACGGUGCCACCUUUGACGCUUAGCUAACUGCUAACGGGAGCCUAAUGAGUCAAUUAUUCUCGGAACGUAACCUCUUUUCUAUUUCCAGCCGGGCGCGAUCUGCUCCUUUUUUCCCUCAUUGGCGACAGGCCUCGAGUCGUUCGACUAGGCGCAGCUUUGCUUCUCACUCUGCUCGCUUCCUUGCUUGUUUGGGAAUUUCCAUUUGCGCUGGAGGACAUUCGGUCGCCAACGAGAAGUGGCGUCUCUCCGCGCUCGGAAUCGCCGCCAACGACAGAAUUCCGACAAAAGCGCUCCGAUCCAAACGUGAGUUGCUUUUUGCGCCAUUCGUGAGGGAGGCUUCGGGCUCGACAACAAUCCGCUGGAAAAAGACAAAUCAGUUGCCGAUUUCCAUGAGAAGUUGUUCCAAAAUGACACAUUUGUCCCCAAAAUACAAAUAUAGAUGAGAAAAGUUCAGAUCAAGAUGGGAUUUUUUUUUUUUUUUUUGCGGUACACCCGAGCCGGACACAUUUUGGAUUUCCAGGAGAAUUGGUUCACAAAACAAUCAGCGUGCGCGUUCCCGCCUUACUCGGUCUCACGCACGUGGGACGAGGUCAAUCUUUUCCGCAAGCCGAGUCACGCGGCGCUUCCAAAGCCGGCCGGACAAUGUCCUCCUCGGCGUUCUUGCGUCACAAUGACUGCUGUCUGAUUUGUGCGCAUUCUUUCUGUUGUGAAGGCAUGUGACGUCCACAACACUUUUCUUGUUGUGCUCUCAAUAAAAUCUGCCGCUUUUGGCAUUCCACUCGUGUCCCGUUGCUUUUUGUGCUCUUGAAAGAGACACCAAGGAGGAAACGGCCCCGCAUCUCGUCACCGAUUUCAGGCUUUUCCGAGAGGGGAGCUACGUAUACGGUCAACUCUGUGGGGUGUUCCCAAAGUUAAGGCAGCUCACAACUCAACAAUUGGUGUCUCCCUCAGCGGUCUCAGCCCAACUUCUUCAGCAUCUCGAGACCACCAAGAGGCUGCUGGUGGAAAAGCGCCGAUUGGUUUUGUUUUUGAAGAUCCAUCCGUCCAAUUUCUGAGCCACUAAUCCUCACAAGGGUCGCGUGAGUGCCGUGCUGGAGCCUACCCCAGCCAUCUUUGGGCAGGAGGCAGUGGAGACCCGGAACCGAUUGCCAGCCAGUAGCGGGGGCAGGUAGAAACAAUCGAGCGUUCGCUCUCUCAGUCGCACCUAUGGACAAUUUCGAGUCCUCAGUUAACCUCGGCAGCCCGUUUUGGGGAUGUGGGAGGACACUGGACUCCCCCGAGCGACCCACGGAGGUUCGGGGAGAGCACGGGAAGUCCACGCGGGCGGGGCUGGGAUUUGAACCCCGGUCUUCGCAACUGUGAGGCAGACAGCUGUUUUGUUUUUUUUUUGUUUUUUUUUGUAAAUGCAAAUUGAGAACAUGAGAGGGAAAACAAGUCAACAACAAAGUGUGAUGCGAAUUUGUUUGAAAGGGUCAGCCUGAGAUGGUCAUGUGAUGUAAAAAUCGCGAGUUGGCGUUGCCGUCGAGUCCAAAUGCUCCACUGACCCACUUGGAGAGACGUCGACGGCUCUGAACUCGAUUGCUUUUCCUGACAUCCUGCCCCUGUCAAGAGGUGGGCGGAAGUGAACGGCCUUCACAACCGAGGGGAACGCGUGACAACGGUCUCAAUUUCGUCCAAGGCGCGACCGCGAUGGAGCGCCGCGACAUCAGCGACGAGGACGAGGAUGACGACGAAAUGGUGGACAUCGGCGGGGUCACGCUGGAUUUCUCCUCCACAGACGACGUCCCGCCUCUCAGUUCUGGAGGUCACGACCGUUACGGCAGCGCCGGGGGCCCGGCCGUCAAUGGCCUCAGCAGACCGGCGGACCCCCUGGAGGACCCCGUGCCGGGGGUGGGGACCUACGAGGACUUCAACACCAUCGACUGGGUCCGCGAGAAGAGCAAGGACCGUGACCGGCACCGAGAGAUUAGCAACAAGAGCAAAGAGUCAGUGUCGGCUCUGCUGCUCAGCGUCAGCGACGCAUUCUCGGGCUGGCUGCUCAUGCUUCUGGUGGGCCUCACGUCAGGCGCCGUGGCGGGCGGCAUCGACAUCGCCGCCCACUGGCUGACGGACAUGAAGGGAGGCGUGUGUCUGGCGGGUUUCUGGUUCAACCACGAGCACUGCUGCUGGACAUCCAACCAGACCACUUUCCAGGAGCGAGACCGCUGUCCUCAGUGGCAGAGCUGGGCCCAGCUCAUCACCGGGUCCUCUGAGGGGGCUUUUGCCUACGCGGUCGACUACUUGAUGUACAUGUUCUGGGCUCUUCUGUUCGCCUUCCUGGCCGUGACGCUGGUCCGGGCGUUCGCUCCGUACGCGUGCGGCUCCGGUAUACCCGAGAUCAAAACCAUCCUGAGCGGUUUCAUCAUCCGCGGCUACUUGGGCAAAUGGACGCUGAUCAUCAAGACGGUCACGCUGGUGCUGGCCGUGUCGUCCGGGCUCAGCUUGGGCAAGGAAGGCCCGCUGGUCCACGUCGCCUGCUGCUGCGCCAACAUCCUUUGUCACCUCUUCACCAAAUACCGCAAGAACGAGGCCAAGCGGAGAGAGGUGUUGUCGGCGGCGGCGGCGGUGGGCGUGUCGGUGGCCUUCGGAGCUCCGAUCGGCGGCGUUCUCUUCAGCUUGGAGGAGGUGAGUUACUACUUCCCUCUGAAAACGCUGUGGCGUUCGUUCUUCGCCGCGCUGGUGGCCGCCUUCACGCUGCGCUCCAUCAACCCGUUUGGCAACAGCCGUCUGGUUCUGUUCUACGUGGAGUUUCACUCUCCCUGGCACCUGGUGGAGCUGGCGCCCUUCGUCCUUUUGGGCAUCUUCGGAGGCCUGUGGGGGGCGCUCUUCAUCAAGGCUAACAUUGCGUGGUGCCGCAGACGCAAGUCGACCCGUCUGGGCCACUACCCGGUGACGGAGGUCCUGUUGGUGGCGGCGCUGACCGCCUCGCUGGCUUUCCCCAACGGCUACACCAGGAUGAGCGGGGCGGAGCUCAUUUCCGAACUUUUCAACGAUUGCUCGCUGCUCGAUUCCUCGCAGCUCUGCGGCUACGAGCAGCCCACUAACACGUCCCGAAGCGGCGCGGGCGACAGCCUGGCGGACCGGCCGGCGGGGGAAGGUCUCUACACAGCUCUGUGGCAGCUGGCUCUGGCCUUGCUCUUCAAGAUGACCAUCACCGUCGUCACGUUUGGCAUGAAGGUUCCGUCGGGACUGUUCAUUCCCAGCAUGGCGGUGGGCGCCAUCGCGGGGAGGCUGCUGGGCGUGGCCAUGGAGCAACUGGCCUACUACAACCGCGACUGGUUCCUCUUCCGAGGCUGGUGCUCGCCCGGUACCGACUGCAUCACGCCGGGCCUCUACGCCAUGGUGGGCGCCGCCGCGUGCCUCGGCGGCGUGACGCGCAUGACGGUCUCGCUGGUGGUGAUCAUGUUCGAGCUGACGGGCGGCCUGGAGUACAUCGUGCCCCUCAUGGCCGCCACCAUGACCAGCAAGUGGGUGGCGGACGCCUUCGGGCGCGAGGGGAUCUACGAGGCGCACAUCCGCCUCAACGGGUACCCCUUCCUGGAGCCCAAAGAGGAGUUCGAGCACAGCAGCUCGGCCGAGGACGUGAUGAGGCCCAGGAGGGCGGACCCCCCCCUGGCCGUGCUCACGCAAGACGGCAUGACGCUGGCUCAGGUGGAGGAACUGGUGGAGAGCACGCGCUUCAGCGGUUUUCCUGUGGUGGUCUCACAGCAGUCCCAGAGGUUGGUGGGCUUUGUGCUCCGAAGAGAUCUGCUCAUCUCCAUUGAUAAUGCCCGCCAGCGGCAGGAGGGCGUGGUCAGCGCGUCCCGGGUGGUCUUCAGCCAGCACGCCCCCGCUCUACCCCCCGAAGCCCCCCCCGACCUCCGCCUGCGAGCCAUCUUGGACCUCAGCCCCUUCACCGUCACGGACCGCACGCCCAUGGACAUCACCGUCGACAUCUUCCGCAAACUGGGCCUGCGACAAUGCCUGGUCACGCACAACGGGAAGCUUCUGGGCAUUAUCACCAAAAAGGACAUUCUCAAACACAUGGCGCAGAUUGCCAACAGGGAUCCGGACUCCAUUCUCUUCAACUGAGCGCAAAAUUAAGAAGAGACGUGUGGGUGCGGCCGGACGGAGGCUUCUGGAAGCUUUCACGUCUGCUCCGUUUCUGACGUCGUGGUCGUCAUCCUCCCGUCCGGUUCGGCGGCCUCCCCCUCGUCGAAUGCGGGACGUGAGAGAAGAUAACGCCGGCUCUCGGACGAGCCCUGACUGAGUCGGCUCGGCGGUUUUCUCCGACUGCCCGACACGCGUGGAGUGUGAGGGAGGCACAUGAGCAAAGAAAUGUCAUUGAUGUCAAACGCUUCGUCCCACUCCAUUUAUUCUGUCGGUCUUUCUCCUUCUUCCACUCGAUUGCAAUGGCGACUUGAACGACAGCAAAUAAGGUCCGGUGGAAUUUUCCCGGUUCCUUUCUUUUGCCGCUGAAAACCCGAGCCCCCGCCCGGGCUGCCGUUCUUUCGGCUCGGCGCGGCGCGGCGAGGAAGGGCAAAGUCACGGAGAAAGAAAGUAUUCUUGCGUAGCAAACUCAGAUGAGGAAUUCCCUGAACAGAAAGCCAGCGACCGAUUGACGGGACGCUCGCUCCUGACGAACGCCACGCCGCGUCAAAUUUGCGCUUUCCUUAAGAGCAAACGCCAUCCAUCCAACCGAGCUUCUUGCUCGCCAUCUCCACCGACUUCGGGCGUGAGACGGGCUAACGCCCGAUGGCGUGAUCCCCACAAACCAGCGACGGUUUAAUCUCGCGUUCUGAGUCUUCGGUGAACCCAGCAGGCUUGUUUUUGGAACGUGAAAGGAAACCAGAGUGCCCGGAGAAUACGUGCACAGGCACGAGGAGAACCACGCAAAGUGGGAGAAUUUCAGAAGCGAAAGAUUUGUGGAAUAACACGUCGACUUUGGAACGUCUUCGUAGCAGUUUGCAGAUUCAAGUGUUUGUAACCUUGUCAGGUUUGAAGGACGCAGGUCUGUUUUUUUUCUCCAGGAUUCAUGAAAGUAGUCGUCUUGUUUGUUUUUUUUUUUUUUCUUUGGUGUCGGGCCUUCUUCUUCUUCUUCUUCUUCUUCUUCUUCUUCUUCUUGUUGGAAAAGCCACGACCUUCAACUGCCGCCAUUCUUUCUGACACCGGUCAUUGUGUCUGGCUGCAGACUCCAUUAAGAGUUGAAAGAUUUCUUUGAAGUUGCAGAAUGUGAGGAAGGUACAGCUUUUUUUUUUUUCUUUUUUAAAGAGCGCUUUACGGUUAAAGAAUAGAAAAAUUCACAAUUGUGAGUGAAAAGGCUUGCAAAUGAUCAGACCGGAAUUUGCAGAAAUGCACAUUUCUCAGCCACAAUGCUUCAGUGACGAUGUUCUGGUGACAUUUGGGUUUGGGUUUCAAAUACUGUCGGAUGUGAAAGAAGCUGAAAUUUCAAACCUGAGAAGGUUUCAAACACUUAAGUUCAUGAAGACGAGGCCAAAAUGUCUGUGGAGACGUGCGAAAAGAAUCUUUUGAGAGUUACGGACAGCCAGUACGCUCUGGAAAAGCUGUGCAACUUUAUUAUUGUUAUUAAAUGAUUUUCCCAUUA
Messenger RNA from Syngnathoides biaculeatus (alligator pipefish), 6132 nucleotides. RefSeq names its product H(+)/Cl(-) exchange transporter 5-like. Gene Ontology annotation, molecular function: voltage-gated chloride channel activity. The transcript has 17 exons. The record is from RefSeq and is a predicted model, not a curated record. Gene Ontology annotation, biological process: chloride transport; transmembrane transport. Bases 2199 to 4619 code for a protein of 806 amino acids. Gene Ontology annotation, cellular component: synaptic vesicle; Golgi apparatus; early endosome. Lineage: Eukaryota; Metazoa; Chordata; Actinopteri; Syngnathiformes; Syngnathidae.